Molecule: messenger RNA, 2439 nt
Organism: Pyricularia pennisetigena
Lineage: Eukaryota; Fungi; Ascomycota; Sordariomycetes; Magnaporthales; Pyriculariaceae
Exons: 2
Coding region: 1-2439 (812 amino acids)
Biological process (GO): lipid metabolic process
Source: RefSeq, a predicted model, not a curated record
AUGGUCGCCAACACCGACGUCAUCGCGCCCGAGGGUAGCACAAACCAGCAACAGCACCACGGUGGGGAGGUUGAAAACCCACAGUCUGUGCGAGCAUUGUCGGACGGCAGGCCCUCAGAUGGCGACAGCGAAUAUGCAAAACAGUCAGAGAAGCUCUCACUCCAAAAGUCUGGCGGGAGUGUCAAGGACGACAAUCCUGCCGUAGAGGCCCUCUUCGUUUCUCCACAGGAUACCGUCAUUGUUACCUCCAACGGCGACAGGUUACCCGGUGUGCCACUGGAGGAGGCUCACCGGUUGAACGAACUCCACCAAGGCUUGAAUGGGGGAAAAAAGACCGAAACCAGCGAUUCGGUCGCUGACAGUUCUGCUGGAGAGAAGACGGAAUCAGGAGCGGGGCCAGAUGCGUCCCCUAACGAAAAGGAACAGCCGACUGUGCCGCUUGAUGAGCAAAGCGCAAACAAGAAGAACGCCAAGUCAAUACAGGAGUCAACCCAAGGCAACUUGACCAAGUCAAUGCCGCCAUCGCACACGAACCCGCUGUUCCCGCCAUUGCCGCUCUAUGGUCCGCCGACUCUGCUGCGCAACUUACAAUGCACAACGUUCCGCCUCUCAUCCUUCUUCCUCUCGCUUGGCUUCCUCGGCGUUAUUGUCUUGGGCUCCCUUUUCACCAGCAUACCACCGUUUUGCAGCCGGGUUUUCAAGUACAUGUUACUCAAGGACCCGGAUGCAGAACGUCCAUUCUACGAGGAAGAGAAGCGCCGCGCCUCAGUACGAAAGGAGCUGGAACGCAGAUGGAGACGCGGCGGAUCCCUUGACAGUACACUUCAGGACGCCGAGAACCGUGAUGAUGAUGGUUACAUCCCCACAGAGGGCGGUCCGGAUCCAAUCAAGUGCGACGUUGGUUACUACGCCCGCCGCGUCGGGCUCGAUGUCGAGGAGUUCGAGGUUCAGACCGAGGAUGGCUUCAUCAUUGACCUUUGGCACGUUUACGAUCCGCGGGAGUAUGAAGAGCUAGAGCCCAAGCAACGGAAGGAGCGUGGACCCGACGUUUUCACCGGUGCCAAAAGAAGGCUGAAGAACCCCGACGGACCGAAGAGGUUCCCAGUGCUGUUGAUGCACGGCCUACUCCAAAGUGCCGGUGCUUAUUGUGUGAAUGACGACGAUUCUUUGGCAUUUUACUUGUGCAAAUCCGGCUAUGACGUCUGGCUUGGCAACAACCGUUGCGGGUUCAAACCAAAACACACCCUCCUCAAAUACUCAGAUCCUCGGAUGUGGUGUUGGAAUAUCCGACAGAUGGGCGUGUUCGACCUCACCGCGCUCACAUCUAGGGUACAGUUCGAGACUGGGUUUGAAAAGAUCGGGUUGGUGUGCCACUCCCAAGGCACUACACAGACAUUUGUCGCCCUGGCCAAAGAGCAACGACCCGAGCUCGGUGAGAAACUCACCGUCUUCUGCGCCUUGGCACCGGCGGCCUACGCCGGCCCGUUGAUCGGCAAGAUGUACUUCAAGUUCAUGCGCAUCAUCACCCCGGCCAUGUUCCGCCUGAUGUUUGGCAUCCACGCCUUCAUCCCCUUCAUGAUGACCAUGCACAGCGUCAUCAACCCGAGAAUCUACGGAAAGCUGGGCUACAAGGUCUUUUCCUUCCUUUUCAACUGGACCGACACGCGCUGGGACCGUGGCCUCCGCGACCGCUUCUUCCAGUUCGCGCCCGUCUACGUUUCGGCCGAGUCGAUGCGGUGGUGGUUAGGUCGUGAGUGCUUUGCAAAUCACAAGUGCAUCCUGUCGACCAAGGAGGAGUGGAAAGCCGAGGAGGAGGAGGACGCGCGCAAAGAUCAGACGGACGGCCAACAGCAAGAGGAAUCCACGGGAACGGCCGAGGAUCCGGCGCAGCGCUGGCCCAGCAACCUCCUCCUUGACCCGGAGAACGUCGACCCGAACAACAUCCGCAGCCCGAGCCCGAGCCCAAGCCCCAGCCCCAGCCCCAGCCCGGAGGCGGGCGCAAACGAGCGCCACCAGACCUUGCAGCAGCGUCGACGCCCGCUCGGCGCCACGGCGUGGUACAACAAGCAGGCCCCGCCAUUUGCGCUCUGGGUCUGCGGCCAGGACGACCUCGUCGACGGGCGCAAGCUCCUCCGGCGCUUCGAGCGGGGCCGAGAGCCGCACGUGCGCGUCGUCCACACCAAGGUCCUCGACGACUACGAACAUCUGGACGUCAUCUGGGCCAUGGACGCCCCCGACAGGGUGUUUCGCGAAGUCAGGGAGGUGCUGUGGAAGACGUGCAACGUGCGUGACCGGUGCAGGGUCCCCAAGGGGUGCGAGGAAAUCGUGCCAUGGUCGCCAGCGAGCGAGGCUGUGGGCGUGGAGCAGCCAGACUAUGGAGGCGGGCAAGGUGAAGAUAACGAGUUUUCGGGCAGCAGUAGCGAAGAUUUGUCCUCGUGA